CGCACUGUGUAUUUUAUGCGCGAACCGCGAAAUCGUAAUAAAAACGAAUAAUCGAAUAAUAAAAAGUGCAUCUUCCUAAGAAUUAGGAAAAAAUAGUGUUCACCACAAUGGAAUCAAACCUUUAUAACUUGUGCAACGUGUUAACUGUGUAUAGACAAUCGCUAACCAGUAUUUUGAAUAAAAUUGACGAAGAGAUACAUCACGCCGUAAGCAAUUACGAAGAAACACACACACCAGAUUCCUCUUCAAAGAAAUACAAAAUCUCUAUGCAAAUGAUCGCAGUGUUACAGAAUCACAUCAAAGUGCUUCACACGUAUGAAAACGUAUCUAAAACCGUCAGCUCAGAGCUGUCACAACUAGAGCAAAAUGCGCAACCAGAAAAGGAGAAUUCGCACCUCAAUCCAUUUCUUUUUCCCCCGUGGAUUCCCGCAGCCAACAGAAUUUCUACUAGAGAUAACAUCCACGUUAGAGCAUUCCUUGAAGUCGAUGAAAUACGUCCAAAUUGUAGUACCCGAAAACAGAACCAGAAUGUUGUAAUAAAAAAGGAGCACUCAGCUGAAGGAACCAGUACAAAAGACAAUACAGAGGUGGAGGUACUACCUGAAAUAGAUGACAACUGUCAAGCUGCCAUUACCAACCAAGAGAAAAUCCGAUUUGACAGUUUUGUUAAUGAGUUGUCUGGGACUGGUGACGCUUCUGACGCAACUGAUGCCAGUAGUGACACAAUCGUAAACAUUAAUUAUGCAGAAAACGCGUUUAAAUCAGAAAAUUAUGAGUCAGAGGGAGCAACCUCCUCUACCAAAGGACAAGAAAUUUCAAUGACUGAAGUUUCAGACGAAGAAACUCCAAAAGCUUCACAAUUCAAACCCAAAAAACGAGUCUCUUUUAAUUUCGAAUCACCUCAGACCGACUGGCGUCCCCAAGCCUCCAAGCUUUUCGAAAAUAGACAGUUGAAGCUAGAUUUGAAGCGAAUAGGUUCGACUGUUCUUCUACUCGACCAUAAGGGAAAACACCAAGACGAAUGUGGAUCUUUCGUUAUUGAGGAGGAUGAUCUAAACGUGGGUCAACGCUGUCUGUUUUCUCAUAUAGAGUCGCCGUCUGAGUUCUACGUGUGCAGGAAUCAAACUUUGUUGGAAAGUUUCGAGGAACACAUUAACGAAAUGUUGAACAAACGCUGGCACAACAUUCUUAACAAAUUUAAGUCGAAAGUAGAGGCGAGGAAGCAGUUGGGGGAUUUCUGUUUCGGGUUUUUGUCGACGACGAGGAAGUGGUACCGAGUUGAAGUCCUAAACUGGAUGCACGAGGAACGUGAAAAAAUUUUCAUCCAGUUGAUCGAUUACGGCGAGAAACUUUUCUAUAGUUACACAAACCUGAAAGGAAUUAACGACUUUUUGUACUCCAUGUUUCCCAAACUGGCAAUCAGGUGUCACCUAGCCGGAAUUUAUUCUCCGCACCCUUUGAAAAUGCUUUGGCCGCAACGAAGCAUCGACUUCUUCGUUAAACUGAGCGAAAUGCACAGACGCACAGAGUUUGAGGUUAUCUUCGUCCACCGGGAAAGGAAGUCAUUCGGUAUCGACUUACGGAAAGCUGCAGACCCAGACGCAGACAGUUUAGGCGAAGAAUUAGUCAGAAAUGGUUACGCUUUUGAGGAACGACUUUCAGAAGAAGACUUUUUGAAAACUCUUAAAGAGAAAGAUUUGGAGGAUUGUGAAAAUAGCUACAUCUCCGAUGACGCAGAAGAAGCAUCUCCCGAAGACAAAGGUGUAGACACAACUAAAAUGGUACUACCUUUUGCUGGAGAAGUUAUAGAAAUUAUAAUCACGGGAUAUAUAUCAGACACUUGCCAUUUCUACGCCCGCAUUCAGCGCAAUUUCUCUAAAAUCGAAAGCUUGAGUGAUACAUUUCUGCUUUUGGUGGAAGCCAUGAACGUGGUCCAGGAAUACCAAGCCUUUACGGUUCUCCCAGGAAUCGGGGAGCUAGUUCUUGUCAAAGAUGAUACCGAGUGGUGUAGAGGACGUUGCGUUAAAUGUGUCAAUGUCGAUGAAGUUGAGGUAUUUUUGGUCGAUUUUGGGUACACGAUUGUCAGACCGCUCGGAGAUCUCCGACGAAUGAAGGAAGCUUUCUUGAAUAUACCGUUUCAAGCAGUUGAAUGCAGGCUGUCCAACUGCAAAGAAAAAAACGACGUUUCGAAGGAUAUUUCGUUGAGUUUUUUUAAUUCUUUGAUGAAAAUGAAAACGUUCAAGGCUUGUGUGGUCAUGUCCACAAGUGACGUAAUGACGUUGGAGAUGUGGGAUACGGAUAAUGUGGAGAUGAGUCGAGUUUUGAAGACUUUUGGUUUGGGAGAAGAUAAAUAAUGCGUUUGUUCCAGGCAGAAUUAUAAUUUC
This is a messenger RNA of Zophobas morio, 2384 nucleotides long. RefSeq lists its product as uncharacterized. Gene Ontology annotation, biological process: P granule organization; spermatogenesis; piRNA processing. The coding region runs from base 108 to 2354 and encodes 748 amino acids. NCBI's taxonomy places the organism in Eukaryota, Metazoa, Arthropoda, Insecta, Coleoptera, Tenebrionidae. Gene Ontology annotation, cellular component: P granule. The transcript is spliced from 9 exons. The record is from RefSeq and is a predicted model, not a curated record.